Messenger RNA from Rotaria sp. Silwood2, 663 nucleotides. Lineage: Eukaryota; Metazoa; Rotifera; Eurotatoria; Philodinida; Philodinidae. The record is from the annotation of a GenBank genome assembly.
AUGGACACUGACGUACGCAACGAGACUAAUAAAUUAGUUCGCGUGGUGCUGAAUGAUCAAUCCGGUAGAGACAGUACUCGAAUAGUACCACCAAACGGAACAGUAAGUUUUGGAACAACAUCGUCUAGUUUCAAUACUUUUUCACUUUACAAACUGUUACCUGGAAGCAAUAACUUUGAGCCAUCAUCAUGCGCAGGCUAUACUUGUGCUGCAGGCACUACAUUGACUAUUCAAGAAACAGAAACUUACUUGCAGUUCGUACCAUCUCAAUAUACACCAACAUGGAAACAAAAUUUGAUUCAUGGUUUCACACUUGGGUGUGUAUACAGUAUUAUUAGGGUGCAUGGUGAAGCUGCUCGUGCCACCUCGGGAUGGGACACAGCGGCUGUGGGCAUGGCUGAAACCAGAAUAGUUAAUCUUACCGAUGAAAUAGUUCGAAUGGUUCUUACUGAUGCAAAUAUGAGAAGAAGCGAUCACAUAUUUAAACCUAAACAGGUGUUUACUUUUCGGUCAAAAAAGGGUUCAACUACAGUUUCACUUUUUCGAAGAUCAAAAGAUAACGAUGGUUUUGAAGAAAGAUCAUGUGCGAACUCUAGUUAUAAUGGAGAUAAAUCGUAUGACAUCAAAAACACAGAUGGUUACUUCGUGUUUGUUCCUGAAUAG